AUGCUGGGUCGAGCGGCGGCGGCGUCGCUGGAUGCGCUGCAGACGAUGGCCAAAACCGUGCUCGCCAAGGCGACGCGUGCGCGUAGCCCAACAGUCCAUGACGUACACAGCCAUCUCGCCGAGUGGAAGACCAUCUACGAUGUCCUGGACGCAACGGCCGAUCCGGUGGCCUUCCAUGCCCAUGCUCUCGCCCUCGAGGAUGCCUACAGCCGCGAUGCAUCGACCAUCAACUUUGCUGCACGCGUGCACCAGCUGCAUCCCAUCGCAUUCGCCCAGGACACGGCGAUGCGUCGCCCGCCAACCUCGCUGCAGUCGAUGCUCUCCCACUGCCCGCACUGCGGUGCCUCCAUCGCCCCGACCACGGCCUUUCGCGUGCAUAUGCAGCAAGCUGCCGCUGCCUGCCACGCGUGUCAUGGCCGGUACGACUACGAAACCUACAAGCUCGUGGCGUACAUUGAUGCGCAUCCGUUCUGCGCUACGAGCACGACGGUCGUCGUCGACACGCCAUCGCUGCCGCACGAUGGAUCGUGGGACACCUUUCUGGCGCGGCAGACGGCUGCCAUCCGUGCUACACGACCCUCGCAGGACGCGUACAACGACGCACAGAUGACGCGACGGCGUCACAUGCUCGCGAGCAUACGCCGCGGCCUCAACCCCGCUAUCUCGCUCGACCUUGUUCACGGCAUGUUUCGACAGCUGCGGUUCCUUGAGACCAUUGGCCGCGAGAUCGACUAUUGGAGCGACCCGGCUGUGUUGAGAGCGUCGAUUGAGCGCUACGAGCGCUUCAUGGCGCUGACGUCGCCAUCACCGCUGGUGCCCACCGUAGACAUCGACCUCGUCUGGCAUGCGCACCUGACGCAGCCAAAGCGCUACGCGCACCUCGAGCGCACCAGCGCGUUGUGGCAGCAUGCGUACAACGAGCCGUACACGCGGCCGAGCGCCGUGGCGGCCGAGGGAACGCCCGUGACCGAGACGUCGGCGAGCCGCUGGGGCACAGUCCUCGUACCGUACGACACGACGGCGCUUGUGAGCCGCAUCCUCCAAAGCACAGCGCCAUCGCGAACGCCGCAGCCGCCAAUUGAAGGCGCGUCGGGCGACCAUGGCAUCUAUCUGCACGACAGUGAUUUAGCCUUCCAAUAUCAAAGGCGUGCGGCGGCAGAAGAGAGCAACGACUCAAGCGAUAGUGGCAACGAUGGCUGCAGUGGCUGCAGCGGUGAUUAA
This is a messenger RNA of Saprolegnia parasitica CBS 223.65, 1221 nucleotides long. RefSeq lists its product as hypothetical. The record is from RefSeq and is a predicted model, not a curated record. Lineage: Eukaryota; Oomycota; Saprolegniomycetes; Saprolegniales; Saprolegniaceae. The transcript has 2 exons. The coding region runs from base 1 to 1221 and encodes 406 amino acids.